AUGAGCUUCUCCGCUACCACCCAGGGCACCGUCCAUCCAAGCAGCGACCCGUCCAUCUACCAAGAGUACGAGUCCAAAUGGUCAACUCUCCCCUCAGACUCAGCCGGUUGGAUCCAACGCGCAAGAGACGUAGCCGCCGUACUUGCCCCCGACGCCGCUGCGCGUGAGAAAGCCAACAAGACUCCCCGCGCCGAAGUGGCUCUCCUCAAACACUCCGGCCUGCUCAAGAUCCUUGGUCCGAAGGAGUACGGCGGUGGUGAGCAGCCAUGGAGCGUGGCUUACCAAGCGAUCCGGGAAGUCGCCAAGGGUGAUGGCUCGAUCGGCAUGCUCCUAGGCUACCACCUCCUCUGGGCCUUUUCCUCUUCCAUCCUCGGCACCCCCUCCCAAAUCGCCAAAUGGACCGCACUCAUCACCUCCCAAAACCUCUUCGUCGGCGGCGCCGUCAACCCGCGCGACAGCGACCUAGUCAUCACCUCUGACCCCAAUGACUCGACCAAAAUCAUCUUCAACGGCUCCAAACACUUCACCACCGGCGCGGCCGUCUCGGACCUGAUCAUGCUUGAAGGCUCCCUCUCUUCCUCCUCCUCUUUCCCUGAGUCUGGCGGGGGCGCCCACAUCUUCGCCUACGUCCCCACCACCACUCACCCCGGCAUCACCUUCUCCUUCAACUGGGACGCCAUCGGUCUGCGGCUGACCGAAUCGGGCUCAGCGCAAAUCUCCAACGUUUCCGUCCCCUGGGAGGACGCGUUAGGCUGGGAUGCUUCUUCCACAAAACAAGAACCCCUGCCAGACAUCCUAGGAGUCCCCUUCGCCACAUUGUUGCUUCCCACCAUCCAGCUAGUCUUCACCAACUUCUACCUCGGCAUCGCCCGCGCAGCACUCGACCAAGGAGCCUCUUACACGCGCAAGAGCACGCGUCCAUGGCCUUACUUAUCAGGCGGCGAGCGCGAGACCGUUUCCCCUGCGGAGAAGGCCACAGACGAGUUUUAUAUCUUGUCCACGUACGGCACGCACCAUGCGCAUUUAUUGGCUGCUACGGCGCUGGUGGAUAGGGCUAAUGAGGCGGUCGGAGAGCUGUUCGCAGCGUAUAAUCAUGAACGGGGGAAUCGUGGGGAGUUGACGGCGCAGCAAAGGGGUGAGAUAAGCGAGUUAAUUGCGGCUGCCAAGAUCGUGGUGACGGAUGUCGGGCUUAAGGUGACUAGUGAUGUGUUUGAGGUGACGGGGUCAAGGGUGACGGCGAGUAAAGUUGGGUUGGACAGGUUUUGGCGGGACUUGAGGACGCAUACGCUGCAUGAUCCGGUGGCGUAUAAGCGGAGGGAGGUUGGAAGGUGGGUGUUGUUGGGAGAGAUUCCGACACCUACUUGGUAUACGUGA
Molecule: messenger RNA, 1374 nt
Organism: Neurospora tetraspora
Lineage: Eukaryota; Fungi; Ascomycota; Sordariomycetes; Sordariales; Sordariaceae
Product: acyl-CoA dehydrogenase/oxidase
Exons: 2
Coding region: 1-1374 (457 amino acids)
Biological process (GO): L-leucine catabolic process
Molecular function (GO): 3-methylbutanoyl-CoA dehydrogenase activity; flavin adenine dinucleotide binding
Source: RefSeq, a predicted model, not a curated record